This is a messenger RNA of Closterium sp. NIES-65, 546 nucleotides long. Lineage: Eukaryota; Viridiplantae; Streptophyta; Zygnematophyceae; Desmidiales; Closteriaceae. The record is from the annotation of a GenBank genome assembly.
AUGGCGGCUCUGCGGCUCGGGCGACUCGGGUGGCUUGGCGGCAGGGCGGCUCGGCAGCAACUGCAGCUCGGCAGCUCGGCGACCCGGCGGCGCGGCUGUAGGGCGGCUCGGCUGCUGGGAGGCUCGGGUGUAGAGCGGCUCGGCUGCAGGGCGGCUCGGCUGCUGGGAGGCUCGGGUGUCGCCUCGACGUGCGACGGGAAAAGGGGGGGGGGGGGGGGGGAGGGGGGGGGGAGCGGCUCGGGCGGUUCGGGCGGCUCAGGCGGCUCGGGCAGCUCGGGCAGUCAGCGGCACAGGCGGCUCGGGCGGCUCGGCUCCUCAGCUGCGCAGACGGCUCGGGCGGCUCAGGCUGCACGGCGGCUAACGGGCGACGUGGGGGGCCAGGACGGCGGCGUGCAGCAGGGACGGGCGGCGCACGGGCGGUGUGAGGCUGGGACGGGCGCGCGCGGGCGGCUAGGGGCCGAGAUGGGCACGCGCGGGUGGCUAGGGGCCGGGACGGGCGGUGCGCGGGCGGCUAGGGGCCUGAACGGGCGGCGCGCGAGCGGCUAG